CCGCCCUGGGCCACGCUUUUGCCCGACUCCCGGGAGGAAAACCGUACGUUCUACGCGUUUCUGGUCCACGGAGGGUGUGAGGCGAAUCUUUGGAGCCCGUUUUACGACAACUUGCGGCCGCGCGGUGCGGCUGACGGCAACGCCGCGCUGCUCUUGGAGAGGUCACUUCGGAGACGGCGCUGGUUUUGGGCUGUGUGGGUCAGCGGCAGUAUGUGGCGCGUCUGUGCGCGACAGGCCCAGAAUGCAGCCCCAAGGGCAGGAUUUGGGGCUCGGUGGAUGGCCUUGCGGGAGGAGCCGGGAGCUCGGUGCGUGACCCCGCAGGCUGGCUCGGCUCCGGCUCGUUGCAGCAGCAGGACCACAGGGUAUGGCAGGGUCCGGGCACUCUGCGGCUGGAGCCCCAGCUCCUGGGCCACACCGCGGAAUCGCGUCUUGCUCCAGCUUUGGGGAUCUCCUAGGCGCCGCUGGUAUAGCCUCCCCCCGCAUCAGAAGGUUCCAUUGCCCUCUCUUUCCCCCACAAUGCAGGCAGGCACCAUAGCCCGCUGGGAGAAAAAGGAAGGGGAAAAAAUCAAUGAGGGCGAAUUAAUUGCAGAGGUUGAAACUGAUAAAGCUACUGUUGGAUUUGAGAGCCUGGAGGAGUGUUACAUGGCAAAGAUACUUGUUGCUGAAGGUACCAGAGAUGUUCCAAUUGGAGCAAUCAUCUGUAUCACAGUUGAAAAGCCUGAAGAUAUUGAGGCCUUUAAAAAUUAUACGCUGGACUCUUCAGCAGCACCUACCCCACAAGCAGCCCCAGCACCAACCCCUGCUGCCGCUGCUCCGUCACCUGCACCUCCCGCUCAGGCUCCUGGUAGCUCAUAUCCUCCUCACAUGCAGGUGCUUCUUCCUGCCCUCUCUCCCACCAUGACCAUGGGCACAGUUCAGAGAUGGGAAAAAAAAGUGGGUGAGAAGCUAAGUGAAGGAGAUUUAUUGGCAGAGAUAGAGACUGACAAGGCCACUAUAGGUUUUGAAGCACAGGAAGAAGGUUACCUAGCAAAAAUCCUGGUCCCUGAAGGUACAAGAGAUGUCCCUCUAGGAGCCCCACUCUGUAUCAUUGUAGAAAAAGAGGCAGAUAUACCAGCAUUUGCUGACUAUCGGCCAACAGAAGUAGCUGAUUUAAAACCACCAGCACCACCACCUAUCCCAUCCAUGGCAGCCCCUGUUUCUCCAGCUCCCCAACCUGUAGCCCCUCCACCUUCAGCCACCCGCCCAGCUACUCCUGCUGGACCAAAGGGAAGGUUGUUUGUUAGCCCUCUUGCAAAGAAGUUGGCAACAGAGAAAGGGAUUGACCUUACACAAGUAAAAGGGACGGGACCAGACGGCAGAAUCAUCAAGAAGGACAUCGACUCCUUUGUGCCUACUAAAGCUGCUCCUACUCCAGCAGCUGCUGUGUCUCCCCCGAGUCCGGGAGUGGCACCGGUUCCUACAGGUGUCUUCACAGAUAUCCCAAUCAGCAACAUUCGCCGAGUUAUUGCACAGCGGUUAAUGCAAUCUAAGCAAACCAUACCUCAUUAUUACCUUUCUGUUGAUGUAAAUAUGGGAGAAGUUUUGUUGGUACGGAAAGAACUUAAUAAGAUGUUAGAAGGGAGAAGCAAAAUUUCUGUCAAUGACUUCAUUAUAAAAGCUUCAGCUUUGGCAUGUUUAAAAGUUCCUGAAGCAAAUUCUUCUUGGCUGGACACAGUUAUAAGACAAAAUCACGUUGUUGAUAUCAGUGUCGCAGUCAGUACCCCUGCAGGACUCAUCACACCUAUUGUAUUUAAUGCACACAUAAAAGGACUGGAAACCAUUGCUAAUGAUGUUGUUUCUUUAGCAACCAAAGCACGAGAGGGUAAACUACAACCACAGGAGUUCCAGGGUGGCACUUUUACGAUCUCAAAUUUAGGAAUGUUUGGAAUUAAGAACUUCUCUGCUAUUAUUAACCCACCUCAAGCAUGUAUUUUGGCAAUUGGUGCUUCAGAGGAUAGACUGGUUCCAGCAGAUAGUGAAAAAGGAUUUGAUGUGGCCAGCAUGAUGUCUGUUACACUCAGUUGUGAUCAUCGGGUUGUGGAUGGAGCAGUUGGAGCCCAGUGGCUUGCUGAGUUUAGAAAGUUCCUUGAAAAACCUAUCACCAUGUUGUUAUAAUUAACCCAAGAAUUUCUAGACUCUCCCAGGUCACACUGGUUCAUUCUUACCAAGAUAUAAAUAUGUUAUUAACCGGUGGUUCUCUUUUUAUUUUAAGGUUGACCAGUUACUUUUGAGUCUGUCCAGAUAAGUUAUUUGUAAUGGGCAUUACUGAAUUUUUUAAAAUGCCAAUUACAUCCAAAUUUUGUGCACAUUUAAUCAAUACCAAAUUUUAAGCUGUAUACUCCUAGUCAAGGGGCAUGUGGCUUAGCCCUUUGGUGAUAAGGACUUCCACUGGGAAAUGUAGAGGUAGAAUUGUGGUUCCCUAUUGAGACAGGCACAUAAAAGUAACCUUGAUGAGAUCUUGAGGUUUUGAAAUUUAAUUACCUCAAAUGUUUUGUUUAGAUUUGAGAAAAAGAGAAGAAGUCGGGAAAAUUAGUUCUCUUGGAGAAAGGGUUUGAAUUGAGGCUUGAUUUUGGAACAUAAACCUAAUUUAAAAUUUUCUGUUACAUAAUCUCGGUUUAUCAUGGAUGGGAAACAUAGAGAACUUCAAGGAAAAUAAGUGAAAUUUUAAAAGUCAACAUUUUCUUAGAACUGUUCCACCAGCUGUUCUUUGUUUAUUUUUCUAUGAAUUCAGAAAUGGUUGUUUUCCCCUCUUGAGAUGAAGAUAUAAAUAUGAGCCAGCUACUUGGUAUAAGUGAGAAUUUGUGUGGGUAUCUAUUUAAACAAUUGAAAUGUGUCAUUCUGAGAGCAGAAUUCUAUAAUUACCUCCAAAUAAAAGAACAUGCUUAUAGAAUUUAACAGAGUGAAGUUGUGAAAGUAGAAUUUUUCCUCCAAAAUUAACUGGUGGUUACUUGUAAAUGAACUUAAUUACCAGGAUUUAUUACUUAAAUAACUUUGAAAAACUAUAUCAAGUAACUAUGGAAUUAAGUGUGCAUAUGUAAACUAUGUUUCCUAGUGAGAUAUGUGCCAAAGUCCAUAUAUCACCAGGUUCUAUCUGAAAAGAAGAGGGGAGCGAUACGCUGCUGAACAGUUUGGAGUGAUAAAAGAUGAUGACCAAAACGAAGUGGUUAGUUUUACUUGGAUAAAGUGAAAAAUGUUAAAUGUGUACAAAAAAAGUGUUCUGUGUUUUUCCACCCCAGUGUUGUCUUGUGUAAAAUAAGAAAGCCCUAAAAUCCUAUCAGAGAGAAAAAAAUUAUUUAGGUUGUUUGCUACCUUAUCAGCCUAAAUAUUUUUUUUCCAUUUUGUUACGAUUUGCCUUUCUUUGGGGUGGGGGUGGAUGGUGGUGAUAUUCAGGAUAAUAAAAAUGAAUUAGAAACAUCACAAUUCUAGACUUUCUAUUGAUUUGUUUUAAUAAAUAUUUGGAAUUGUAAUAUGUGGAGCUGUUCCCUGAAAUUUAGGUCUUUCAAUGUUGAAUCUAUUUCUAAAUGUUCAUUAUUUCAUGGUGCACAAGUGACACUCCAUAUAUUCCAGAAAUAUUUUCCUUGCUGUAUUAUUAUGAAAACAAUUCAAUACAUUAAUCUGAUUUUUCAGUAAUUAGUAAUUUUAGCUUGAACUGAAGAUUAUGCAGAAGGAACAAACUUAUGACAAGGGACAAUCACCAGUAUGAGUGAUUCAAAUACAUGAAACUUCAAAGAUAACUCAUUCUUUGCUAAUGUUUACGGCUCUAUUGUUCCCUUGAGAGAAAAAUAAAAAGUUGAAUUCUAAGAAAAAUUGUUCUGAGUUAAAAAUUAAUCUGAGCUAUAAUCUAAAUCUGGAUUCAGUCUAUUUUUCUUACCAGAACUGAAUGAACAAAAGUUAU
Mesoplodon densirostris (Blainville's beaked whale) is the source of this 3934-nucleotide messenger RNA. It is a transcript of the gene DLAT, whose product is annotated as dihydrolipoamide S-acetyltransferase. Gene Ontology annotation, biological process: pyruvate decarboxylation to acetyl-CoA. Bases 211 to 2154 code for a protein of 647 amino acids. NCBI's taxonomy places the organism in Eukaryota, Metazoa, Chordata, Mammalia, Artiodactyla, Ziphiidae. The transcript has 14 exons. Gene Ontology annotation, cellular component: pyruvate dehydrogenase complex. Gene Ontology annotation, molecular function: dihydrolipoyllysine-residue acetyltransferase activity. The record is from RefSeq and is a predicted model, not a curated record.